AUGCCCCUGUGUGGACCGAUGUGGACCCGUUUGGACUCUGUCUGGACCCCGUCUGGACCCCGUCUGGAGCCCGUCUGGAGCCCGUCUGGAGCCCGUCUGGAGCCCGUCUGGAGCCCGUCUGGAGCCCGUCUGGAGCCCGUCUGGAGCCCGUCUGGACCUGUAUACCGUUGGUCUCCUUCGAAGGGUUCACUUGUUGCUGAUUUUAACCCACCCACUGACAGCUGCCAUGGCAACCGAUCAUCGUUACAUCACCUUCCGGUCAUAACGGCUGCACCAGGGAUAAGAAUCAGUCACGGUUUCACCAUAAACGACAGCCACACAAACGCCCUCAGCAGGAGGCCAAACGGGCUGUCACUCCCCCGCCCCCGGGACCCUCCAGACCCCCAGCGGACCCCCAGCGGACCCCCAGCGGACCCCCAGCGGAUCAGAAGGGGAAGGAGCGGCACAAGAAAAGGACAAGACAAAGAUGUGAAAGAGGCUUUGUUGGUUCUCCUCAGAUACUGUUUCCCCUGCGUCUACUCGCCGCUCCACCCCGCUCCGCGCCGCUCCACCCCGCUCCGCGCCGCUCCACCCCGCGCCGCUCCACCCCGCUCCGCCCCGCUCCGCGCCGCUCCACCCCGCUCCGCACCUCGCACGCGGCAAAUAGUGCGCGUGCUUGUUCAGUACUCGUGGAUGGACCCGUCAACAUAUAACAAUAUUGUCCAGUAUCUAUCCAUUGGAAGCUACCCCGAAGGCUCUACUAAGAGUCAAAAAUAUUCUAUAAGGCGGCGGGCAGCGGACUUUGCAGUUGAUGAUGAAGUAUUGUAUUACUGCAAGGGAAGCAGUCAAUCAAAGAGAAAGGUUGUGACUGCAAAAGAGGAAGCACAACAAAUCUUCAGAGAGUUUCAUGCCAGUGCUUAUGGUGCCCACUGUGGCAUAGUUAAAACCAGAGAUGCUAUAAGCAGACGGUUUUACUGGCCAGGCAUGUCCAAAGACAUCGACAAGUGGGUCAGUCAAUGUGUGGAAUGCCAGAAAAGUGCACUGACAAUUAAGCAGGAGACAAAACCCAUCCCAAUUGAAGUGAGUCAACCAUUUGAAUUGGUUGGGAUGGACCUUAUAGGCAAGGUUGUGAAAACAGAGGCUGGGAAUGAGUAUAUUGCAGUCAUGAUUGACUAUUUUACUAAAUGGUCCGAAGCCUAUCCUCUGCCGUCCAAAACAGCAGCAGAUGUUGCCCAGUGUAUUUUAAAGUUUUUUUAUCGCUUUGGGGCCCCAAAGCGAAUCCUGACUGACCAGGGCAAAGAAUUUGUGAAUGAGUUGAACAAGGAGCUGUGCAAAAUGCUGAACAUUGAGCGCAGCCUUUGUGCUCCCUAUCAUCCGCAGACCAAUGGGCUGGUAGAAAAGCACAAUGGGACGAUUCAAAGAGCACUGUGCAAACUUGUGAGUGAGCGACCAGAAACUUGGGACACGUACUUGGAUCCUGUGAUGUUUGGGAUCAGAACCAAAAAACAGUCAACUACCAAGUUCUCACCAUACUUCCUCCUCUUUGGAAGAGAGGCUCGUCUGCCAUGUGAGGUUCCAGAGAACAUCCUGAUAUCCUGUGAUGUUUGUGGGAGGUGGUUUCACCAUGUGAGCUCUGGAUGUUCAGACACAUCAGCAGCUUUCAUUUGUGAAGCCUGUUGA
Knipowitschia caucasica is the source of this 1659-nucleotide messenger RNA. The record is from the annotation of a GenBank genome assembly. NCBI's taxonomy places the organism in Eukaryota, Metazoa, Chordata, Actinopteri, Gobiiformes, Gobiidae.